Molecule: messenger RNA, 1232 nt
Organism: Solanum dulcamara
Lineage: Eukaryota; Viridiplantae; Streptophyta; Magnoliopsida; Solanales; Solanaceae
Product: protein RER1B-like
Exons: 4
Coding region: 163-837 (224 amino acids)
Biological process (GO): retrograde vesicle-mediated transport, Golgi to endoplasmic reticulum; protein retention in ER lumen
Cellular component (GO): Golgi membrane
Source: RefSeq, a predicted model, not a curated record
UACCGAUUCCAGUUGCGCAAAUCGGUUUUAAGUGGAGAUGGUCUGAAGAGCAUCGAUGGUUAUUGGUUCAUAAGUUUGUGGACGAUGAGAAACCGAUUUAAAGCUCAAAUCGGUAAUUCGUUCAUCUCCAGAAUGAUUGUAGAAAGUCUAUGAGUUGACUUCAUGGAGGGAGUUGAAGUUGAUGGUGGAGAUGCAGUUCAAUCACCACUAGCUAAGUGGAAAAAUGAAGUUUCUAGGACAUUUCUUUACUAUUUGGAUAGGUCUGCUCCGUAUACAUUCCGCAGGUGGCUCGGAACACUGGCAGCUGCUUCAAUAUAUAUAUUGCGUGUUUACUAUGGUCCUGGAUUUUACGUUAUCUCAUAUGGCGUAGGAACCUAUAUUUUGAAUUUGUUGAUUGGAUUUCUGUCACCAAAGGAGGAUCCUGAGCUGGAGGCUCUGGAUGGUGCUUCCUUACCACCUAAAGACAAUGAUGAAUUUAGGCCUUUUGUUCGCCAGUUGCCUGAGUUUUUGUUCUGGUAUGCAACCACAAAAGCUUUCAUUGUAGCCUUCUUGAUGACCUUCUGUUCUAUAUUUGAUGUCCCAGUAUUCUGGCCAAUAUUGUUAUGCUACUGGAUUUUUCUCUUGGUCGUCCUCACUAUGAGGCGUCAGAUCACACACAUGAUUAGAUACAAGUAUGAUCCAUUAAGGAAGAAGAAGUAUUCUGGGAGUAAAUCUGAUCGAAGCAGUAGUUGCUUAAUGGGGACUAAUGUCAGGACCGAUCCUGGUAUCUUUUCAAGGGUAGCGAAUGUCCCCUCCUUUGUUCUGAAGAACUCAUGUAAAUAUUAUUAUUCUUGUUGAACAUGUAUCUCAUGCAUAUGUAAAUGUUGCGAGAUAUGUAGAUUUGCUUCCUGCAAAUUUAGAGAGUUAGCAUGAACUCUUUUGUUGUUUCCUUUUGAUUUCUUACAAGGAUUCAGGUAUUCUAGUAGGAUAAAAACUCUGUUAUUAUCAUCAUUGCAACAAAAAUUAGGUGUUGUUUUCUCCCUCGAAAGUUGCUCCACUUUAGGGCUUAUGAUGACCUCCAAUCUUAGUUCUCUGGAUCAAGUGCAUGUGCAGGACAAGGACAGGAAAUAACAAUUUGUUGUUAGAAUGAACUAUCCAAUUGUAUUGCAUCUGUUGCUGUCAUUAAUAUGUAUGUGAUGCAAGAUAAACUUUUGCAGUAUGUGGUGUCGUUGUAGAAAAUUUUGAUUGAAUUC